Messenger RNA from Schistosoma haematobium, 1451 nucleotides. RefSeq names its product Carbonyl reductase [NADPH] 3, variant 2. The coding region runs from base 363 to 956 and encodes 197 amino acids. The record is from RefSeq and is a predicted model, not a curated record. The transcript has 7 exons. Gene Ontology annotation, molecular function: oxidoreductase activity, acting on the CH-OH group of donors, NAD or NADP as acceptor. NCBI's taxonomy places the organism in Eukaryota, Metazoa, Platyhelminthes, Trematoda, Strigeidida, Schistosomatidae.
ACUGUUAUCGAGUGGUUGUCUGUUUCGACGACAUAACCUUGUGAUAUUCUGAAAAAGUGUAAUGAAACUGGCAUUCGUAACUGGGUCAAACAAAGGCAUUGGAUAUAGCAUUGUUGAAAAGCUUGCAGAAUUUUAUGGGACGUCAGGAGAGUGGGAUAUUUAUCUAACAGGUAAGAAGUUGUUGGUUGAUAAUUUAACAGCUCGAAAUGUUGAGCUUGGUCAGGAAGCUGUGGAGAAGCUCAGUAACAAGGGCCUGGAUGUUAAAUUUCAUCAGCUAGAUAUAACUGAUCGAGAUAGUCGAAAAGCGUUCCUAACAUUUGUAAAGAGAAACUAUCCUAAUGGAAUCAACAUUGCAGUGAAUAAUGCUGGAUUUGCCUACAAAGUUUUUGUUUUUUAUUUUAUAUUAUUCAAAGGUUAACUCCACUGCUCCCUUUGGCGAGCAAGCACGAGUUACGGUGAACACCAACUUCACAUCAACCAUUGAUUUCACGGAAGAGUUCAUUCCUUUGUUAGCUAAACAUGCUAGGGUUGUCAAUGUAUCUAGUUCUGUUUCUCUAACCAGUCUCAAGAAACUUAGUGAUGAUCUUUACGAAAAGUUCGUUAGUCCAAUAAAUCUUUUGGAACUUCGAAAGCUCGUCUCCGAGUUUGUAAAGUCCGCUGAGGAUGGCACUUAUUCUGAAAAAGGUUGGCCACAAAAUGCUUAUGGUGUGUCUAAGAUGGGCCUUACAAAGGCUUCAUUUAUUUUCGGUGAAAUGCUGAAAGAUGAUCCAAGAGGGAUUGUGAUAAAUUCGUGUUGUCCUGGUUAUUGCGAUACUGAUAUGACUAGUCACAAGGGAACCAAAACAGCUGAUGAGGGUGCUGAUACACCUUUUUACUUGGCCACUUUACCUAUUGAAUCAAAGGAACCAAUUAAUCAAUUCGUUUACGAAAGGAAGGUGGUCAGGUGGUCUAAAUGAUCUUCAGGCCAAUUUUACGUUUCUCGGGAAUGUAAACAGAAUGUUAUUGACUAGUUUUACUAUUUCGCAAUCUGAAUCACAAUAUUUUCUUGACGUGAUUCCUCUACUAAUAGUAAUUUUUCUUACCUAUUACUGCGUUUUCCCUUGGUACCUCACGUGUUAUCAUAGGAUUUAUAAUUUUAUGAGUUUAUCUAGUUCGUUUCAGUAAGAUUCAUCCUCAUAUUAAGAAUUCAUUCCGGCCCAUGCAUAUAAUUGCAGUGUGUUUUUACGUGGUGUAUGUUAUUUCUUGACUGCAUGUGGUCGUUUGAACGUCUGUAUUGCCAUUUGAGCAGGAUUCGUACUACUUAACGGUGUUAAUACACAGACGAUGCAACCAUACAGAUCGGCUAAUAACCUAAUCUUUAUGAAACAGAUGUCCAACCGUGUUGUUCAUCGAUCACGUGAUAUUUUUGAGUUCUUGAUUUAGUGACUCGCUUUUAAGGUAUGUUAUCUUUA